Molecule: messenger RNA, 529 nt
Organism: Drosophila virilis
Lineage: Eukaryota; Metazoa; Arthropoda; Insecta; Diptera; Drosophilidae
Molecular function (GO): protein binding
Source: RefSeq, a predicted model, not a curated record
UUAAGGCGGCAUCCGAGAUGCAUUCAAUGGCAGCCUGGCUAUUGAUGACCCUGCUGGCCAGCACAGCAGCAGCUGCCGAGCAGCUCUCCACGGAGCUGGACGACUAUGCCACAGCUGGCAGCGAGGAUAUAUACUUGCAGCCCAACAGCGGGCAGGCGCAGGCGGAGGAUGAGGAGGACGACGAAGAUGCACAGUACCUGGAUGUAGAUGAUGAGAAGGAUGAGGAUGAGGAUGAGGAGGAAGAGGAGGCAGAGGCGUCGGCAGAAUCCCUUGGCAAUAACAUCGAUGCCAUCGGCCUGGACGAGAACAGCUGCGAGUUCAGCUGCCCGCGCUAUUAUCGUCCCGUUUGCGUCAGUCGCAACGACGAGCUGAUCACCUAUGCCACGCCCUGCGAGUUCUUCAAUCAGCUGCGCUGCGCCAAUGUCGCGCGGCAACGAGGCAAAGAGACGCCCACCUUUCAGUUGUUGUACCACAAUGCCUGCAAACAAAAUACACGCUAAUAUAAUUAUGUUUCUUUUUAUACCCUGAA